Molecule: messenger RNA, 3371 nt
Organism: Pelodiscus sinensis (Chinese soft-shelled turtle)
Lineage: Eukaryota; Metazoa; Chordata; Testudines; Trionychidae
Gene: LRRFIP2
Product: LRR binding FLII interacting protein 2
Biological process (GO): regulation of DNA-templated transcription
Source: RefSeq, a predicted model, not a curated record
UCCUGCGGUCUGGUAAUGGGGUUGUAACCGCCGGUGCGUUGGCCUGGGCAUAGUCGCUCGCCCUUGUCUCCCGCACGGAAAGAGCAGCUCCUUGCCAGGGGCCUGGGGUGCCCCGCCCGGCAGCACCGCGGUCACCCGGGGCGGCUCCUCCGGAACCUCCUGCUUCCCCUGGACUCCUGCGGGUAAUAGCCUGGGCGCUGGGAACCUGCAGUGACUUGUCCAAGAAAGAGAAUGCAGAAUUAACAGGACUGAGAGAAGCUCACUGAAAGUGCCAGAUCUGAAAUUUGAGUUCUGACUUGUGCAUUCUUGCAAAAGAAAUCUGUCGACUAUCGAAAAAAAUGGGGACUCCUGGAUCGGGUAGGAAAAGAACUCCAAUAAAAGAUAGAUUCUCUGCAGAAGAUGAAGCCUUGAGUCACAUUGCCAGAGAGGCAGAAGCAAGGCUUGCAGCCAAACGGGCUGCUCGAGCAGAAGCAAGAGAGAUACGUAUGAGAGAAUUGGAGCGACAACAGAAAGAGCUUUCUCAUCGCUCAUAUGAUAGAAAAUGGGGACGUAUCCAAAAGUGGAUGGAAGAUUCAGAGAGGGCCAGGUAUUCUCUCCGGUCUAGUCAUCAUUCGUAUCUGGGAGCAGAUGACGUAUUUUCUGCUCAAAGUAUUGGCAGUCAUAGGAGUUCAUCUUUGGAUGUCAAUCGGUCUCAUUCAAGCAGAACAAGCACCUCCAGGAGGAGAGAUCUUGUGAAUCAUACUUACAGUGACUCUCAUGGUAUGAAGACGUCUUCUGGUUCCCAUAAAGAUUUGUUGAGUGGAUUUUAUCAUGACCAAAGAAAUUAUAGCAGCCUUAGACAUAGCAAACCAGUUUCUACUUACCAAACACGGUCUUCCUCUCUCUACAGUGAUCCUUUGGCAACUACAAAGACGUAUAGGGUGUCUCCUACUGUAAACAUAGGGUUGAUAAGAAGUGCUAGUUGGGCAUCCGUGUGUGGUGAUGGAUUAAAUAGCUGGUAUAACUCUUACACUCCAUCUGAAUAUACUUAUUCUUCAAGAGCAAGUUCAGCUCGAAGUAGUCCUGUGUUUACAGACAGUGAAACAGGGAGUACCACAUCCUCUAAUCGUGCCAUCCGAGGGAGGAGUGAUAGCAUGUCAACUGAUUUUUCUGAUCAAAGUGAAACUGCAGCUGAUUAUUUUAGUCGUUCCAAUCGCAGGGGGAGCAUUGUUUCUGAUGUGGAUGAUGUCAGUAUCCCAGAUGUAAAUAGUCUGGAAAAAGAAAAUAAGUCUGAAAAACAGUAUUCUGAAAUUUACACAAGGCCGUUAUCGCGCAAUUCAGCAAGUACAACUCCUCUGAGUGGGAAUUCAUCCAGACGAGGAAGUGGGGAUACGAGCAGUUUGGUGGAUCCUGACGUUUCAUUAAGUGAUUUACGGGAUAUCUAUGAUCUUAAGGACCAGAUACAAGAUGUAGAGGGGAGAUACAUGCAGGGACUUAAAGAACUAAAGGAUUCACUAGCUGAAGUUGAAGAGAAGUAUAAAAAAGCUAUGUUUUCCAAUGCUCAGCUGGAUAAUGAGAAAAACAAUUUGAUUUAUCAAGUGGAUACGCUAAAGGAUAUUAUUGAGGAAAGGGAAGAACAGAUGGCAGAGUACUACAGGGAAAAUGAAGAAAAGUCAAAGGAAUUGGAAAGGCAGAAACAUACGUGCAGUGUUCUACAGCAUAAGAUGGAUGAACUUAAAGAGGGCCUUCGUCAGAGAGAUGAACUAAUAGAGGAGAAUCAACGUAUGCAGCAGAAAAUAGACUCCAUAACCAGAGAGGUGUUUGACCUCAGGGAGACAAUUAAUUGGAAAGAUAAAAAAAUUGGGGCCCUAGAAAGACAGAAAGAGUACUUUGACUCCAUUAAGAAUGAGCGCGAUGAGCUCAGAGAUGAGUUGGCCGACCUGAAGGAAACAAUGAAGACAGGAGAGAAGCACGGGUUAGUUAUAAUCCCAGAUGGUACACCAAAUGGUGAUAUAAACCAUGAACCAAUGAUUGGUACAAUAGCAGUUGUAUCACAGGAAGCUGCUCAAGUCUUGGAAUCUGCAGGAGAAGGACCAUUAGAUGUUCGGCUACGGAAACUGGCUGGGGAAAAAGAGGAAUUACUGUCACAGAUUAGAAAACUGAAGCUGCAACUAGAAGAGGAACGACAGAAACAUUCUAAAAAUGAUGGCACAAAUCGAGAUAUAACAGGAUUAGAGAAUGGUUCUGAUUUGCAGUUAAUUGAAAUGCAGAGAGAUGCCAACAGACAAAUAAGUGAAUACAAAUUUAAGCUUUCAAAAGCUGAACAGGAUAUAACUACCAUGGAACAAAAUAUUGGAAGACUUGAAGGACAAGUAAUAAGAUAUAAAACUGCAGCAGAGAAUGCAGAAAAAAUAGAAGACGAACUCAAAGCAGAAAAGAGGAGACUUCAGCGAGAGUUAAGAACAGCACUUGAUAAGAUAGAAGAGAUGGAGAUGACCAAUAGUCACUUGGUAAAAAGACUGGAGAAGAUGAAGGCAAACAGGACUGCACUUCUAUCUCAACAGUAGAAGAAAUGUUUGGAAAAUGGAACCAGUUGUGCACUGCUCCCUGAAAUAACUAGCCCUUAACUUGUUUUAAUACAGACGUUCAUUGGCACAAACUAUUUGAACACUGAGCUGUUCAAUAAUGUAGUUGCAGAAUUAAAUGGCAUACUUUUUGUAACUUAUGAGAGAAUGAAAAAUUUGAAUUCCUAUGCGAAUGAUGGUGAUUUUUAUUUAGCAGUUUAAUUGUAGAGUCAGAGCUGGAGCACAAUGCUGUAUGAUUGACUUAUUACUAGAAAACAUUUGUUUUCACAACUGUGGAAUCAAGUUUACUUAACUUUUUUCAGCUGCUUUAAUGCUUGAAGAUGACUGCAUGAAUUCAAGAGGACACUGUCUAUUGGAAAUUUACAAAGUGUACUUGCUCAAGACAUCACACAGCACAAGUGCCUUCUAUAUGGUUCAAUUUAGAUUUCAAAUAUGUUAGAUCUAACCUUUGAAAUCAGAUAACAUUUAUUUUAAGAUACAAUUUGGAGAUCUGUUCAUUAAAGUUUAUAAAUUUUGAUGGAAAGCUGCAUUUUGUAAAAUAUUUAAAUUUACGUACAAAUAAAAAUAGGGACUAUUAUAAAACAUGCUUUUUUGCAUGGGUGAUAGCAUAUCUGAGUUCUGGAUUGUUUUGCCAAGAAAGUACUAGCUCUGCUACGCUUAAUAUCAAAAAUAAGGAUUUAGUCAUGGAAGAUGUUUUAUUAUACUUUGUAAAUUGUAUAGCAGCUGCUAAAUUCUGGAAUGGAACUUUAGAAUGAAAGGAAGGGUGAGGCAAUGUCUGAGUUCAUUAAAUGGACAUGGUACUGUCCA